Pteronotus mesoamericanus is the source of this 408-nucleotide messenger RNA. RefSeq names its product SH2 domain containing 1B (gene SH2D1B). Gene Ontology annotation, cellular component: cytosol. The transcript is spliced from 4 exons. Lineage: Eukaryota; Metazoa; Chordata; Mammalia; Chiroptera; Mormoopidae. Bases 1 to 408 code for a protein of 135 amino acids. Gene Ontology annotation, biological process: negative regulation of signal transduction; negative regulation of neutrophil differentiation; negative regulation of bone resorption. The record is from RefSeq and is a predicted model, not a curated record.
AUGGAUCUGCCUUAUUACCACGGCGCUCUGUCCAAGAAGGCCUGCGAGGGCCUGCUGCUCACGCCGCGGGCCGACGGCAACUUCCUGCUGCGGGACAGCGAGUCCAUGCCCGGUGCCCUGUGCCUCUGCGUCUCGUUUAAGAAUGUCGUCUACACGUACCGCAUCUUCAGAGAGAAGUACGGGCAGUACCGCAUACAGACCGUGGAGGGUGCUCCGAAAGAGACCUUUUCCACCCUGAGGGAGCUGGUCUCCAAAUUCAAGAAACCGAAUCAAGGACUAGUGUUUCCCCUUCGAACCCCGAUCGAGAGGGCCAGGCCCCGCUGGAGGCAGAGGAGCUCGAACGUGGACGUGGACGAGGACAAGGACUACGAGAACUGCAGCAACGAUUACGUGACGGUCCUGCCCUGA